Molecule: messenger RNA, 783 nt
Organism: Rotaria sp. Silwood1
Lineage: Eukaryota; Metazoa; Rotifera; Eurotatoria; Philodinida; Philodinidae
Source: the annotation of a GenBank genome assembly
AUGGAAACAUAUCAUAGUAAAUUAUAUUCUAUUUACGAAGAUGAUAUAUCUGCACCGAAUAAUAAGUUUAUUAUGGGACAUUUAAGUUUUGACCAUGUUCAUGAUGCUAAAGAGAUGAUAAAAGCUUAUCGUACUACAGGACUACAGAAAAUGUAUAUGAUCGCAGAAGUAAGUGGUACAUCAUAUGAUAAAUUACGCAGAAUAGUUAAUCGUUGUAUACCUCCCGAUGAUAUAUUUCGAUCUGAAGCAAUAGAAUAUUUAGAAAAAAAAGAUACUUUUGCAUUCAUUAGAUUAUAUACACUUGAAACUAAAUUUUAUCAUGAUUUACAAAAUGACAAUGCAGCAUUUACCGCAAAUAUUUUCAUAAAUUUGGCUAAAUUUCAAAAUCGAGCAUUUCAAGGUCGAACUUAUCGUGGUACGAAAAUUGCACAUUUUGAUGUUGUCGCAUGGAAAUGGGCUACAAAGAAGUCAGGUCGUAUUAUUGAAACUCAAACGUUUGUAUCGACAUCGGAAUUAGAACAAAUAGCAAAAGAUUUUGCUCAAAAUCCACCUGAAAAUAAAGUUAGUGCAUUAUUUAUUUUUGAUUUUCCAACAACAUGUGAUACAGCUAUCAAAUUAAAUAAAGACGAAUCAAAAAAUAUUACUGAUAAUCUCAGUAAAUUUCCGCAUGAGCAAGAAGUACUUGUGACACCAUAUACUUUAUUUGAAAUAAACAGUGUUGAUUUUGAUGAAAACACUAAAUGGUAUCGAAUUCAUGUAACUAAUAUACCUAUUAUAUUUUGA